This is a messenger RNA of Owenia fusiformis, 537 nucleotides long. The record is from the annotation of a GenBank genome assembly. NCBI's taxonomy places the organism in Eukaryota, Metazoa, Annelida, Polychaeta, Sabellida, Oweniidae.
GCGAGGGAUUGUAUGGUAGUCCUCGCCAACACGACUAUGAAUUGUCACAAGUACAAGGGCCAUACUGACAUCUUAAAUGAACUGUUGUCUUUCAUUCCUGGUCUGACUGAUGUAAAACUCGAUGGAAAUAUGUGUUUCUGUAAUAGUGAUGCUUGUAGGCCUGAAACCAAUCGAGCUUGUUCAGGCGUUCAAAUACUCGGAAUAUGUAUUCCCGUCUGGGGUUUUGUAUUGGCUGGAAUAAUGCUGCUAUUGUUGCUGGGCUGUGUAUGUUGUUGCUGCUGCUGCCGAACAUGCAGUGCCAAUGCUUACAUAAGUUUGUAAUAGGACUCAAGUGAUGUAUUUAAGCCCAUAGUAUAUGACAUUUUAUCGAGUGGAAUUUUUCGUGGGCCAAAUUGCCGACAUGUCAAACAUUUAGAACUGUAAUCAUGCUGAAUGUUUAUCUUUAGCUGCUAUAGAAGUGAAGCCAAUCUUGAAUGAUGGACUUGGCCGGGAAAACUAAUUUGAAUAUUGCUUAUCACGGAUGAACUAAAACAUACA